ACCAGCGGCUGUUGAUUGGUUAACGGCUAACCUCCUCUGUUGUUUGACAAUCGCCUCGUGCGUGGCUUUCGAUCAUAUUUUUGACUUUCCUUAGGCUGUAUAUUUCCUCAAAAUGGGUAAGCUGAAGUGUUAUGAGUUGAGAAAGAAAGACAAGAAGGAGUUGGAGAAAUUGCUCAAUGACUUGAAAACAGAAUUGAGUCAGCUCCGAGUGGCCAAAGUGACGGGUGGUGCUGCGUCAAAACUCUCUAAAAUUAAGAUCGUGCGCAAGUCCAUUGCCAGGAUUUUCAUUGUCAUGCACCAGAAACAGAAAGAGAACUUGAGGAAACUGUACAAGAACAAAAAAUACAAGCCCCUGGAUUUGCGACCAAAGAAGACCCGCGCCAUCCGUCGACGACUCAGCAAGAGGGAAACUAAUGCUAAGACCCUAAAACAGAUCCGAAAGACGUCCAUCUUUCCUCCCAGAAAAUUCGCCCUAAAAGCCUAGAUUAAGUACCUCUUUCUCAUUUUUGUUUCUAUUUUUUAAGAAAAAUACAGUUUUUCCACUCAAAA
Messenger RNA from Bemisia tabaci, 549 nucleotides. RefSeq names its product Ribosomal protein L35 (gene RpL35). Gene Ontology annotation, molecular function: structural constituent of ribosome; mRNA binding. Gene Ontology annotation, biological process: maturation of LSU-rRNA from tricistronic rRNA transcript (SSU-rRNA, 5.8S rRNA, LSU-rRNA); translation. NCBI's taxonomy places the organism in Eukaryota, Metazoa, Arthropoda, Insecta, Hemiptera, Aleyrodidae. The record is from RefSeq and is a predicted model, not a curated record. Gene Ontology annotation, cellular component: cytosolic large ribosomal subunit; ribosome.